This is a messenger RNA of Triticum turgidum subsp. durum (durum wheat), 2193 nucleotides long. The record is from the annotation of a GenBank genome assembly. Lineage: Eukaryota; Viridiplantae; Streptophyta; Magnoliopsida; Poales; Poaceae.
AUGCGGGAACUCUCGUUUCUGUCUCUUACACGCAAUCAAUUGGUAGGUAAUAUUCCAGCUUCGCUUGGCAACUUAUCCAAAUUGUCUGUCCUAACUUUGCCAGGUAAUCAAUUGUCGGGACAAGUACCAGCAACAUUAGGGAAACUUGCAGCUUUGACCGUGCUUGAAUUGUCAAGUAACAAUUUAGAGGGGAAUCUAGACUUCCUUUCGAGUCUUUCCCAGUGCAGGCAACUCUGGUUCCUCGGUAUACAUAAUAAUUCUUUCAGAGGAGUCCUCCAUGGCCAUGUGGGAAACCUCACUUCACGGUUGACCAUUUUUCGAGCAGGUUAUAACAAAUUAACAGGUGGAAUUCCUGCAGCAAUUUCAAACAUUAGCAGCCUUGAACUGAUAGAUCUUCGUGACAACCUAUUCACCGAGCCGAUUCCCGAUUCCAUCGCUAUGUUAGAGAAUCUUGUAGAUCUUGAUCUCUCACACAAUGACAUGUUAGGCCCUAUCCCAGCACAAAUGGGUAUGCUUCGGAGUCUAGGACAGUUACUCCUUGAAGCAAACAAAUUCUCAGGAUCCAUACCAAGCAGCUUUGAUAAUCUUAGUUUCUUACAAAACAUCGACUUGUCUAAUAACAAGUUGGGGUCAACGAUACCCCCAAGCCUUUUCCGCCUAAAUAAACUUAUCACAUUGGAUGUUUCUCACAAUUCCAUUGAUGGUGCACUACCAGAUGAUGUUUCUGGUCUAAGACAGAUUGAUCAAAUUGAUCUCUCUUCGAACUUCUUGGUAGGAAGCAUCCCAGAAUCAUUUGGACAACUUGAUAUGCUAACGUACGUAAAUCUAUCUCAUAACUCCUUCAAAGGCUCAAUUCCCGACCCACUGAGAAAACUAGGAAGCUUAGCAUCAUUAGACCUUUCAUUCAACAAUCUCUCUGGUAUCAUUCCCAUGUUCCUUGCCAACUUUACCUACUUGACUACCUUGAACCUCUCAUUCAAUAGGUUAGAAGGCCAAAUACCCAAGGGGGGUGUUUUCUCAAACAUCACCUUGCAAUCUUUGAUUGGGAAUGCUGGGCUAUGUGGUGCUCAACGCCUAGGAGUGCCGCCAUGCCUUGAUAGAUCUAGAUCAAGUAACAAACACUUGCUAAAAAUUCUACUUCCAACACUCAUAUUAGCCUCUAGUGCCAUUGUCAUUUGCUUGUAUCUAUGGUUCGGAAAAAAACUAAAGAAGGAGAAGAACAAUGCUUCUGUUGAUACAAGCAAUGUUCCGGGUCACGAGAUAAUCUCCUAUCAUGAGCUCAUUCGCGCCACCAAUAAUUUCAGUGAAGAUAACAUUUUGGGUUCCGGAAGCUUUGGGAAAGUCUUCAUGGGAAGACUGAGCAGUGGUUUGGUGGUUGCGAUAAAAGUUCUUGACAUGCAGCUCGAGCAGGCCAUUCGAAGUUUUGAUGUUGAGUGUCGAGUACUUCACAUGGCGCGGCACCGUAACCUGAUCAAGAUACUCAACGCGUGCUCUAACCUUGACUUUAGAGCACUGGUGCUUCAAUACAUGCCAAAUGGCAGCUUAGAGACACUCCUACACCGGUCUGAGGGUACACGACAUGUGGGGUUCCUAGAGAGACUGGACAUCAUGCUCGACGUGUCAAUGGCACUUGAGUAUCUGCACCAUGAUCACUAUGAGCUGAUCCUGCACUGUGACUUGAAGCCUAGCAAUGUGUUGUUUGAUGAGGAGAUGACUGCACAUGUGGCAGACUUCGGCAUUGCAAGGUGGCUUCUCGGUGAUGACACCUCUAUGAUAUGUACGAGCAUGCCCGAAACGGUUGGAUACAUGGCACCAGAGUACGGUUCACUCGGAAAAGCAUCACGGAAGAGCGACGUGUUUAGUUACGGGAUUAUGCUUCUUGAAGUCUUUACUAGAAGGAAGCCAACUGACGCCAUGUUUGAUGCACAGCUAACCUUUAGGCAAUGGGUUUGUCAGGCAUUUCCUGCAGAGCUUGUCCAAAUCAUCGAUGGUCAGCUACUGCAAGGCUCCCCUCUUUCUAGCUGCAGUUUGGAAAAUGGCUCUCUUGCAUCUGUGCUCGAGUUGGGUUUGCUCUGUUGCAGCGACUCGCCUGACCAAAGAACAACGAUGCGUGAUGUGGUCGUGACGUUGAAGAAGAUCAAAGCUGAAUACAUCAAACAGACAGCAACAACAUCACGUAGUGCAACACAAUGA